Auxenochlorella protothecoides is the source of this 1020-nucleotide messenger RNA. Its product is annotated as AP2-like ethylene-responsive transcription factor PLT2. NCBI's taxonomy places the organism in Eukaryota, Viridiplantae, Chlorophyta, Trebouxiophyceae, Chlorellales, Chlorellaceae. Gene Ontology annotation, biological process: regulation of DNA-templated transcription. The transcript has 5 exons. The coding region runs from base 1 to 1020 and encodes 339 amino acids. The record is from RefSeq and is a predicted model, not a curated record. Gene Ontology annotation, molecular function: DNA-binding transcription factor activity; DNA binding.
AUGUUCUCCAUACGUCAACUCUGCGACGCAGAUGCUGCGCUGGAGUCCGGGGGCGAGCUCAUAGAUUUCGGCAACCUCUCCUACCUCCCGUCUGAGGAAGACCUCCGCGUCCAUGUGUUUGACCCCGUGCGCUCGCCGCGCCCCCGCACCCUCCCCGCUCCGCCACCCCCGGUGCCCGUCCUGAGCCUGCAUCUGGUGCCGCCGCCGCCGCGCCUGCCCCCCCUGCAGCGCCCCUUCCCGGGCGGCCGCCUGGAGGACGGCGCGGCGCUGGGCAGCCCAAAGCGCGGGCGGGGGGGCGAAUCAUCAGAGUCGGAGCCCUCCCCCAAGCGCUGGCCCAGCAGCGCGUCCGGCUACUUCACGGACGACAGCCCCAGCCCGCGCAGCACGGUGUCCAGGGCGCAGGCCCAGGGGGACCCUGCGCCGGGGACCGGCGCGCGCUCCCGCCUGGCCACGCAGCCGGCCGCCGCGCCAGGCCAGGGGGAGCAGGCGGGGGCGCCGCCCGGCGGGCGGACCUCCGCCUACCGCGGCGUGAGCCGGCACAGGCUGACCCAGCGCUGGGAGGCCUCCCUCUGGCUGAACGGGCGGCAGCUGUACCUGGGGGGCUUUAACGGCCAGGAGGAGGCUGCCGCGGCAUACGACCUGGCGGCCCUGGCGUGCAAGGGGCUGGGGGCAAUGACUAAUCACCCGCCAGAGGAGUACACCGAGCAGCUGGCGGAGAUCGCGGGGCUCACCAGGGACGAGGUGGUGGCCUACGUGCGGAGGCGCAGCAGCGCCUUCAGCCGCGGCAAGUCCAAGUACAGGGGCGUCUCGGGGCACAACGGGCGCUGGGAGGCUCGCAUCGGAUCCUUUGGGGGGCGAAAGAACGUGUCCUUUGGAAUUUUUGAGUCGGAGGACGAGGCCGCUCGGCAAUACGAUCGCGCGCUCAUCCUUGAAAAGGGUCGGAGUGCCAAGACAAACUUCCCGCUCCAGGACUAUGAGCGGGAGGUUGCACAGCACGAAGCCUACCUCCAGAGCAUGUGA